AUGACUUGGUUUUCCUUAAUUGUCAUUUUACAGUUAGCAAUGUGGGGCAGUUCAGAAGAGCCACCCGGCACCAUAGAGGCUGGCCCUCCUGAAUCAGUGCCUAAUUUAAAAGAAACUUGUGAACAGAACAAGAACCAAUUAGAAGCUGUGAAGGACAUAAUGCUCAGAAACAAGCAAAGCUUAAAAAAAAAAGAAGAAGAAUUACAGGAAUAUGCCAAAAAAUUGUCAAAAUUCAAAACUCGAAAGGUCUCACGUCCUACUAAAGAUGGUGCAACGUCUUCCAGUGACAGUACUCCAAAAUUCAAGUCUGAAAUAAGCAUAACCGAGCUGUCCGAUGAUACUGUUGAUGACAUUAGCCAAGCCAAAACACCAAAAGCCAAGUCUUCGUUAUUGCAGAGAAAACUUGCAGAAGACAGAAAAAUUUUUGAACAACGAAGCAAAGAAUUAACUGAAAGCAAGAGGGCUGUUGAGGAAAAAGUUGAAGCAUUGAGACAGCAGCUUGAAGAAACAUAUGUGGCACCUGUUGUGCCUGUCAAUCCAGUAUUAGUUCCAUCUCAGACUCCCCACAAUAUUCUAGAACUUAGUAACGUUUUAGACAAAGACAAUAAAAUUACGGAAUUGAACACCAAGAUUCUCGCAUUAGAAGCUACAAUAAUCGAUCUUCAAGACAAUCUAAAAGAAAAAGAUUCUGUUAUAGAUUCUAAAACUAAAGCCAUCACGUUAAUGUCGGCCGAUUUGUCGAGAAAAGGAAAAACGACUCUGGACACUCUAGAAGAUACAAAAGAUGAAAUGCGAUCUAUGCAGCAAAAUUUCGUUUUGGUAGAAGAGUCUUUAAAAAUAAAAAAUGAUAAUUUACUUAAACAAUUGGAAGAAAAAACUAAUCAACUAUUCAAAUUUGAAGAAAAUAUUCAAAGUUUGACUGAAAAACUUGAAGCCCAAAAAGAAGCUGGUAAUGUAAAUGCUCAUUUCUCACGGUCGACUAUGGAUACAUUGGCCGAAACAAAAGAUGCAAUGAAAUCAAUGCAAGAAAAUUUUGUUUUGAUCGAGUCUUCACUAAAAUCCAAAAAUGAGCAUUUGUUAAAACAAUUGGAAGAGCGAGAAAUGAAAUUAGCUGAGGCUGAGGCAAGAAUUCUUAAUCUUGAAUCUGGUAUUGGCAUACAGCGUCAUCCUGACCUCGACGAUCUACUGUAUAAAAUUGAAAAAUUAGAAAACACAAAUCGUAAAUUUCAAGAUGAAAAGUACGAAUUGCAAAAGAGUAUUGCCGAUAUGCAAGACAAAAUUGUCGCGGGACAAUCUGAAAGCGUAGAAGAUUCGAUUACACAAAAGGAUAAUAGAAUAAUGGAACUGGAAGCUAUCGUAGAAGAUUUGAAGAAAUCUAAUGAAUCGUUAGAAGAAAUAAAUUCUCAACUUCAAAUCGUCAAUGAAAAGAAUGAUGAAAUGUCGAAAAAAGUAUUGGAUUUGGAAAUUAAAGUUCAAGAUUUGGAGAGCGAAAAAGACAAAUUAGCUGAGAAAUUAAACACUCAAAAAAGCGAAGCGAGCAAAAACGAUGAGGAAGAUCAGAAGGCAAAAGAAUUGGACGAAUUAAAUAAAACUAUGAUCAAAUUGAAGGCACAGCACACAAAGAAGGUGAAGAAUUUGCAGAAGCAACUGGAGAACUUUAAAAAGGUAUCCGACACAAACGCGGAGUUAGUCAGACUUGGAAACCAGGUUGCACUGUUGGAGGAAGAGAAAGGUAACCUUCAGCUGAGUCUGGUAGACUUUGACGAGCUUAAAGCGUCCACGAGUGAAUGGAAGGAGCGAAUCGGCGACCUUGAAGGUAAAGUCUCGGCUCAGGCAAAAGAGAUAGAAGCCCACAUCGAGGCCAUUGCUAUCUUAGAAAAUCAGAAGCUGGAUCUGAUGCAAGAACUACACGCGGUCAGGCAGGAGGUGUCGGAUUUAGAAGCUGAGAACGCCGAGUCUGACAACCUCCGCGUGAGCGCUGAGAUGAAGGUGGUCAAUUUAGAAGAGGAGUUGGAAUCGUUAAACAGGCUGAGCAAGCAGCAGCAGCAGCAAACAGAGGAGUUGCAGAAGCAACUGGAAAGCUCGAGCCAGGAGAACGAGCGCCUCGCUCUGAAGAUCAGCAAGAUCGAGGAGUUGAAGAGUUCGUCGGAGUCGUUUGUCAAGACAGGCUCUAACGUCGAUUCUACCGAGUCGUUCGAGGCGCUUACGACGGAUGCCGAUAAAACUGAACUGCUGCGCAAAAUCGACGUGCUAACGCGCGAGAACGGAGUACUGCUUGAGAAGCUUGCGCGCUUCGAGGAGAAGGCCGCUUCCUCGUCGGAAGAUAGUGCUGGCUCGACCGAAUCUUUCGAACGCAUAGCUCCAGUUUCGAGCGAAGAGCUACGUCAAGAGCGUGAGACUUCUAGCAAGCAUGAAGUCGAAGAGGAGGUAACGGUAACGGUUAGCGUUAAUACGCAGCAGUCGUCUAAGCAUGCCGACCUAUUGGUGAGCGAGUCACAAAUGCAGCAACAACAACAGCAACGGCAGCAGGACGAGGACAAGGCAAAGUUUGCUCUACUCGAACAGGAGAUCAAUCAGUGCAACGCUGUGAUAGCUGAGCAGAAGAGCGAGAUCGAGGAUAUGAAGUUGAAGUUGACCGAGAAAGAGGAAAUGAUCGAGCGUCAGUCUAAUCAGCUAUUUGGCAACCAGUCUGACCAGGACGAGGUACAGGCAUUGCGUCGAGAGCUCGAGGACAGUGCAAGCCUCGUGGCUGAGAUGCAGCGGAAAUGUGCCGACAUGCAGAGCAAGAUAGACCAGCUCGAGCAGAGCAAGCUGAACAUUGAGGAAGGCCUACGUGCCCUUGAAAACGAGAACAGGGCUCUCGCGGCACAAUCGUCGAGCAAGGAAGUGAUCAAGGAAGAACUGGACGCGACAAUCGCUAGCUUGGAGAAAAGAACCGCCGAGCAAAGCGAAACGAUCGCUGGCCAGGAAGCUCUCGUCAUCCAGUUGCGUGACGACCUCCAAUGCAAAGAUGAAGAGUUACAAGCCAAGGUUGCUCAGCUCGAGGGUAAUCUCGUACAGAUGGAUGAUUUACGGGAUCAAUUCUCCAAGCUGGAGGCUCAGCUGCAGCAGCGCGAUGCAAGUCUUGUCUCGCUUGAUGAAGAACUCGGUGUACUCAGGAACAACUCCAGUCUUAUCGAGGAAGAGUUAUUUACCGCGAGACGACAACUAGUGGAACUACAGGACAGACUAGAACGUAGCAAGAGCGUGGAGGAGUACAACCAGGUGUUGGAGAGACUUGGCGAACGUGAAAUGCAAGUUGACGAACUGGAGUCGAAACUGUCUCAACGACAAGCCGAGAUAAACGCUCUGAAGUCCUUUGCCGAGAGUCUCGAGGCCGAGAAUAGACAAUUACGUAACCAGCUGCACGAGGAAGAGCGCAAAACGGCAGACCUACUCGAGAAUCAUCAAGCCCAAGAGCAGUCGCUUCGAAGCGCCGAGCUCGCCAAGGCCGAAAUUGAGAAUCGACUGUUGGACCUCCAGGCUGUACAUGAGCAGAAUCUGCGUCAUGCGAGCAAUAUUAGCCAGGAGCUUCAGGAUGCCUACCGGAUGCUCGAGCAGUUGAAAAACAAACACAGCGAGGAUAUGAAAAUGAACAACCGUAGACUUGAGGAUCUGAUGGUAGAGUUGGAGGCACGCAAUAGAGAUCUUACGAGCAUACAGAAUGAACUCGACGAGAAAAAUAGUCUCGUGCAGGCAUACGUUCCUGAUGAAGUGCGCCAGGUUCUCGAGGAACGAACCGUCGAACUCGAAGCCAAACUAGUCGAAGCGGAAGAGAAAGCCCAAACGCAGCUCGAGAAGAUGAAAAAGUACGCCGCUCUGGCCAAGAAAAAGACGACCCAGGUCGAGGAACUUGAGGCCAAGCUCAAGGAACUCGAAGACAAUCUUGGCCUGGAGAAGAGUGAAAAAGAGGCGCGAAAUCGGGAGCUGCAAGAGUCGCGCUCGCAAUCUCAGGAGAAAGACAAUAGAAUCGUUGAACUUGAGCAAGAGUUGCAGCAAGCGAAAAACGAACGUGACGAAGCCACGCGUGAUGUCGAAGUCACGAAGUCACAAUUGAACGAGGUCCAUGACAGACUGAGCUCGUACGAAGAACAGCUGAAGGAACUCAGCGAAGCCAAGGACAACGCUCGAGAGUUGGGAGUGCGCAUGCAGGUAAUGGAAGCUGAGUACAUGGAACAACUUGCCGAGAUCAAUUCACUGAAGACCGGCAACGGGAUGCUAUUGUCAAAGCAGGCUCAGAUAAACGAGCGUCUUGAGAACGUGGAAAAGGAGUCUGAGGAACGGCGAAUUCUUCUGGAGAAGCUGGAGAAAGAAAAGGAGAUUGAAGAUAGCCGAAAAGCCGAGAGUGCGACGCGGUUUCAAGAGCUCGAGGCAAAGUUGCACGAACGAGACGCCGAGAUUGAAAAUCUCGACAACGAGCUGCACAACUCUAUUGAUAACCUCGUGCAGAUGCAGGAGAGCUUGCGACUCAAUAGCGCCGCGCCCCAGGCUGCUUUACAGCAGUCGUAUGACGAGCUUCUGACUCAGUUUAACGUGCUGAGUGCGAAUAGUGAAGAAACCAAGGCCAAGCAUGAAUUGCUGAUCAAGGAAAAUGAAGGAUUGUCGGAGCGAAUUAUUAGGCUGCAGGAACUUAACGCCACCAUGCAGGAGCGGAUUCAGGCGGUGGAGACUGAAUUGUCCAAAGAUGCAGAGACCGCGGUUACCCUGGAAGAUUUGAACGCUCGUUACAGCGAGCUGCUUCGUCAAUUUGAUGUGCAAAAAGCUGAUUUGGAGAGCGCCAGAGUCAGAUUGCACGAGGCGUUGGCUACCAGCGAAAACAGCGAGCAUCAACUGCGGGCACGUAUCUCAAUGCUCGAGCAGGAGAAACACAAUCUUCUUCGAGAGAUCGUCGUUGAGGCGAAUGCUGCAAUGGCUGCUGAGGGUUGGGGUUUCGACGAAAGUUCGCCGAUAAUUGACGUCGCGGCAUCUCAACAACCAAUUGUCGAAAACGUGGAAAAGCGCCAGAAGAGAGAAAUCGAGGUCGAGUCCGUCGCAGACGACGCGGCACCGGCACUGUUUGAUCCCUCGGUGUUUGGUGCGUCUCCGCCCAGACCUGGCAAUCUCGAUGGCCUACUAGGAAGUGCAAUACAGCAUGAUUCGAUACUGCAGCCGGAUCUCGAGAGGAGUACAACGGAAUUAGAGCAGCUGAAAACUACGGUAGCUUCGUUAGAAGCAACUUUAGCUACUAGUCAUGCCAAUCAAUUCCGACUUGACUGUGAAAUUUCUUCGCUGAAAGUGGAGUUAAAGCGCACGCAAGAAUUUCUCCAAGAGAGGGAUACACGUCUAGGGGCCAUGGAUAAUUUCCUCGAGCAAAUAAAGCACGACAAGGCUGAGCUUGAGCACGCGAUAGACGUGAUUUUGAGUAACAUGGGCGUCGCGCAGGAUUCGCUUAACGUUACCGAGAAAUUAAGUCACUUGAACCAAAGAAUAGCUGACUUAAUUCAAGAGCUGAAUACUGUGAAAGUCGACAACGAGCAGUUGAGUGCAGCCGAGGAAGUGUGCAAAAGGCGAGCACUCGAGCUCGACAGUCAGCUGAAGGUUGCUAAUGAGAGUGUCAUCAUUGCCGAGCUGGAAGAGCGUAUUGCUCGAAUAGUAGGUGAAAGAGAUCUGUUGCAGCUCCAAUUGAACGACGCGACUCGCUCGUUCGAUGAUCAUAAGAUCGAGUUGCAGGAACAAUUGAACGCGCUGGUACAGGAGAAGAAUCAACUACAAGCGCAGCUUGCCUCUACUGAGUCAAAGCCAGUUGCAAACAUGAACAUUCCGACAACGGUGGAGGCGAAUCCACAAGGUGGUGACAAAAUGCUUGCAUCUAUAUGGGACGAGAACGAGGAAGAUCCUUGGGGCUUUAACGAUAAGGCAACGCAUGAAGCUCACGUUCAUAUUCCCGUUGUUCCGAGUGCCGAGCUUCAACUUCAGCUCAAACUCGACGAGUUGGAGGAAAAAUUAUCAGAGUUGGCGGAAGAAAACACGAAACUCCGAGAAGAGGGUAAGACAGCGCAGCUGAAAAACGUUAAAUAUGUAAAAAAACUAAAGGAAUACAAAGUGCAAUUAGAUAGUGUGCAACGUCAAUUAAAGACACAAUCGGCUUUGGGUGGCUUCGGUGCUGAUCUAGAUUCCGCCAUCGAGGAGGAACUCAAGAAUCAAAUCACCGCUCUAGAAAAGGCACUAAGCGAGGCGAAAGAGGAAGGCAAAAAAGCUCUUCUGGAGAAGGAUAACUUACUCAAGAGAAUAGACGUGCUUACCGCGGCUACUGAACGCUUCACCGAAGCUAAAGAGAAGCAAGACACCGAAGUACACAUCUGGCAGAUGAGGUACAAAGAAAUCGAGCUGAAAUUGCAUCAGAUGGAGGCAGCGACAGAUCAGGAGUCGUCGUCACUACCUCCGGUGUCGAGCGCUGAAUCUGUUUCUAAUGAAAAAUAUGAGCGAGAGAUAAAUGAGCUCCGAGAAAGUGUCGAAGGUUUGGCAGCGGAGAACGACGAACUACAGCAACUACUGGAAGAGCAACGCUCCAAGAGACAGACUUUGCACGACGAUCAGGCGGCUCGACUCGACGAGCUGAAAGCUAACAAUAAUGAGUUGAUUUCACGACUGGACGAGCUGCAGGCCAAGAAUGCCGAGUUAACGACGAACAACGAUAAGCUAAAGAGUGACUACGAAACUUUAAGGCGCCAAUACGAGCAAAGCUUGAUGGAUGCCAACGAACAGGUGCAGAACACUCGUCAAAAUUUCGAGCUUGCCAAGGCUGAACUCAUUGAAAGAAAUGAAAAACUAACGGAACAAUUGCGAUUGGUCUUAGAAGAGAAAGAGUAUCUCGAGACCAAAGUUACUGAACUGCAAUCAGAUUUGAAGCAACUGACCGUCUUGAAGGACCAAUUCCAAGAGAACCAGGCGAUGAUGGAAGGCAAACUUAAGGAGCUCGAGCUUUCAAUCGAAGGUUACACGGUCGAGGUGCAUGAAAAAGAUGCGCUAAUCCAGUCGUUGCUAGCUCAGCAUGCUCAAGCGAUGGAUGCAUCAACUCUGCAACUCACGCAAGCCCAUCAAGCAAUCGCUAAUCUCCAGUCCGAACACAGUCAAAAAGAAUCUGACGAAUUACGCAGGUUGCAAGAUGAACUGAACAACGCGAGAGUUGACCUGGAAGAUACGAAGGCGAAACUGCAAGUCGCGUUGCAAGAACAAAGCAGUAAAAGUACCGUUUCAGCUGAAGAAAACAUUCCCAUAUUUACAUUCGAAAGCGACAGCGACAGCAAGGAGAUCAAGAGUUUACGAGCCGAACUUAAAGCUAAAGAGUUGGAGAUCGAGCAUCUGUCGUAUUCGCUGAACGAAGGCUCGAUGACGCGCUUGGUGCAAGAGUUGCAGGACAACAUAAACACUCUGUAUAACGAGAAAGGCGAACUAGAGGAUCGCUUGGUUGAGAAAGACAAGCAGAUCGAACAAUUAAAGAAGUUGGUAUUAGACGAAGAAGAACGCGUUAAGAGAUCAGCGGAGGAUGACGACGGACGUAUCGCCGAAUUAGAGAAAAAAUUGUCUGAGCGUGAGCGCGAGAUCAUCCAGCUGAAAUCGGAGUUAGACAGGCUUGGCAAUGAUCAUGAACACGAUCAACAGAGAAACGAAUUGUACGAGAAACAGCGUGAGCUGGAGAGUCUCAAAUUCACCGUGUCUGAGCUGCAGAGUGAAGUGGCUAAUCUUCGAGGUCUUGAAAGACUAGCUGCCGAGGAUAAAGCGACAAUUGAAAGGCUCGCCUCGGAGAAAGAGAACAUCAGGAGACAAGCCGAAGGCGCAAUCAACGACCUACUUCGGCAAAAAGAAGAGGAAAUAGGUUCUCUGAAAGAUCAAUUAGCGGCGGAGAGACAAAGUCUAUUGGAGCCUCUUAAUCUGAGAGAGCACGAUUUGGAAAAUUUAAAGAUCCAAAUUGAGCAGUUGGCGACGGAACUCGAUGCUUCUUUCGAGUACAGAACGCAGCUAGAAACAGAGCUGGCCGAGCGUGACAGGAGACUGGCCGAAUUGAGUAUCAGUAAGGAUACCGAUAUUUACAACCUCGGUGUUAAGCUUAACGAGACGAACACUCGCCUCGAGGAGCUAUUAGCCUUGAGUGAGGAGGAGCAGCGACAACUGAUCGAAUUAAGACAGUUGCUACAAGUCAAGGAGCAACAGAUGAUCGGUCUACAACAGCAACUUCAAGAGAAGACGAAGGAGUAUGAGUUGAUUCAGCUCGCGCUUCAACGCCACGUUGGCCAGACGGAACAUUCCGCCGAGGUUGAUCAACUACAACACAGCACCAGCGAUUCGAUAGAUACAUCGGCAGCCAACGAACUCGAUGUUGCGCUCUACAUGCUUCACCAGCGGGACGUUCGCUGCGAAGAGUUAACUCUCGAACUGAUGCAGUUACUUGAGGAACGCGAUACUUUGCAGUUGAGGCUAUCGAACGCGAUACGCGUUAACGAAGAACUGAGAAAAUACACGACAACCAGUGGCUCAAGCCCGAAGAAGGAAUCGUCGACUACUGCAUCCCUAGUCGAGGAUCCUUUGCCUUCCAGAUCCGAAGGUCCAGUCGAGAUAGCCAAGGAAGCCAUAAAUUCGCCUAUCGGUGAAGACAAGAAGGCUCUAGCUCUGAAGUUGUCGCAACUGAAAAGCGUGCAUCAUACCAAAGACGUGAGACUACGAGACGAUCGGGAAUUGAGGCACACCCAACAAAUGUCGCUGCUCGCGCACGAAGACGCACUCAAGACUUUGCCGCCCGAAGCUGCGGCUAGACUGGUCAAUGCUAAUUACACUGUCUCGCGGGACGUUCAGAGUCAAUCGAGUGUUCUUCUGAAUUGGCUGUGGGGGAAGAGCACACCGAAGGUGGUACACAUGUGAUUAAAGAAAAAGAGGAGCAGUCGAAGCAAUAAAAAAGCCCGAGCUCGUUCGACCACUUUCAAUUAACAUUCCAGCGUAGAGGAAACAAUCCAAGGCCGAAGAUCGACUGUGAC
Molecule: messenger RNA, 9047 nt
Organism: Phymastichus coffea
Lineage: Eukaryota; Metazoa; Arthropoda; Insecta; Hymenoptera; Eulophidae
Product: protein lava lamp-like
Exons: 14
Coding region: 1-8934 (2977 amino acids)
Source: RefSeq, a predicted model, not a curated record